ACAACUCGACUAUGGCCGGAAGGAUAAUGGAAUCCUCUGAUAAAUACGUGUAUUUUAUCAUUGAGGACGGCUAUGAUAUCGGGAAAAUAUGCUACAUUGAGGAAGGCAAGUACUAUAAAAGUCAGAGCCAAGGAGACACUUUAUUGCGAGCCCACGUUCUGGGCAAGUGGGAGAUGUCUCUUAAGUCUAAUUCAGUCAAUAAACUGAAAAGGAGGGAAGCAGAAUUCCUUCUUGCCCUGGAUGACGAAAAGAACAGGAUCGCUGCUUUUCGGGACAGAGAGCAGCUGGACCUCGCCCUCAGGCUUACCGAGAACAGCCCAGUCACAGUGGAGGUGAAGGGGGAGUGGUGUCAAGGGCUGAUCCGCUACAUUGGGGCGCCCAAACGCGCAAAAAGCUUUGAUCCCAUUACAGGAAUCUACUUUGGGAUUGAAUUGACGGUGAAAGAUAAAGGAAAAAGAUUCUGUGACGGGUGGUAUGGUGUUGAGAAACGCUUCCCCGGCAGUAAGGAAUAUGACACUUUUGUCCCCUUCACCAAAGUUCGAUCCUUGGACCAAAACCGCCCAGGUUCCCCCAAACUACUGGAGUCUCCGAAACCACUGAAACCACUGAAACCACCGCGGAUCCCAGAGUCCCAGGAGGCCCCUGUGGAGGCCUUGGGCGUUGGAGACAGGGUGACCUUCUUCAUGGAGGACGAGUGCCGUAACGGCAUGGUGAUGGAUCUGCAGAUGGACAAAGGCAGGACAUUCGUGCUCAUAUCACCGGACGUGAACGAGAAGAAUAGCAGCACAGAGCCCUUGGAGAUUCCUCUGGAAGCCAUCAUUAGAGAGGAGCUCCUCCCACCAGAUGCCGGUGCGGAGGCUCGGGUGAAGCCGGGCGCAGGGGCCCCCUCCGCGGGGCCCCUGGAGCACGUCAGCCUGAACUCCGUGGUGGAGGUGGACCUCGGUCACGGGAAGACGAUCUGCGGGACGGUGUGCUGGAUCGGCGAGCUGCCAGGAAUGCAGGGGAUCCGCGUUGGGCUGGAGCUGAAUGAGCCCAAUGGAGCAACAGAUGGAACGUUCCGGGGGGUGCGUCUGUUCACCUGUCUGCCCAAAAUGGGUCUGUUCGUGAAGCUGGACUCCUGCCGACCAGACCCCCGUUUCCAGCCCCCCGGAGACGGGUUGGGGCUGCGACCCACAAGCCCGGCCCCCAAACACACAGGUCCAAACCUGGCCCCCAAACACACAGGUCCAAACCUGGCCCUCAAACAGACUGGUCCAAACCUGGCCCUCAAACAGACGGGUCCAAACCUGGCCCUCAAACAGACGGGUCCAAACCUGGCCCUCAAACAGACGGGUCCAAACCUGGCCCUCAAACAGACGGGUCCAAACCUGGCCCUCAAACAGACGGGUCCAAACCUGGCCCUCAAACAGACGGGUCUAAACAUGGCGCUCAAACAGACGGGUCCAAACCUGGCCGUCAAACACACGGAUCCAAACCUGGCCCUCAAACAGACAGGUACAAGCCUUCCCCUCAAACACACGGCUCGAUUUGACUCAUGUCAAAUGAGGAGGGGGAACAUUAAACAAGGAUGUGUGAAGACGUGUUUGUUUGAUUAUGAAAAAUGAACUAAAUUGAGGAAAAAGUGCAUUUUGAUUUCAGCUUGUCAGUAAGUAGUGUCGGGUCAUGUGACUCAACUCUUGACAAAGCCAUAGAGGAUCUAGGAAAUUGCAAAAAGUAAAAACUGUCUGUCUCUGUGUGUUUGGACGUGCAUGUGUACACUUCUGUAUGUAUUACCAUGUACAUGUGUAUGGAAUGUGUGUGUGUGUAUGCGUGCGCAUAUGUUGUGUGUGUGUGUGUGUGUGUGUGUGUGUGUGUGUGUGUGUGGGGCGACAUGGCUCAGGCAGUAAGAGCGGUCGUCUGGCAGUCGGAGGGUUGCCGGUUCGAUCCCCCACCCUGGGUGUGUCGAAGUGUCCCUGAGCAAGACACCUAACCCCCAAAUGCUCCUGACAAGCUGGUCGGCGCCUUGCAUGGCAGCCAAUCACCAUUGGUGUGUGAGUGUGUGUAUGAAUGGGUGAGCCCUGUUCCCGGAGAUCCACUGUCCUCUUUUCUUCUAGAGCCUAAUUUGGCUGUUGAACGAGGUGUGCUUCUUUUUUUUUUGGUUGAAGUGAAAACCUAGAGGUUGAUAGAUCUCCAGGAACAGGGCUGACCAGUCAUGGUCUAGAGUUUCACUUUCUUUGGGUACAUCCCAAAAGUCUCUCUUUCUACGUGUGUAUGGACUAGAACAGCCAUCACCAAAUCUGGACCUCCUAAUUCGGCCCUGGUGUCCGAUCGCUUCUCUCUCUCUCUGUGUCCUGUAGUCUCUCUCUCUGUGUCCUGUAGUCUCUCUCUCUGUGUCCUGUAGUCUCUCUCUCUGUGUCCUGUAGUCUCUCUCUCUGUCUGUGUGUCCUGUAGUCUCUCUCUCUCCCUGUGUCCUGUAGUCUCUCUCUCUGUCUGUGUGUCCUGUAGUCUCUCUCUCUGUCUGUGUGUCCUGUAGUCUCUCUCUGUGUAUCCUGUAGUCUCUCUCUCUCUCCCUGUGUCCUGUAGUGUCUCUCUCUCUGUGUCCUGUAGUCUCUCUCUCUGUCUGUGUGUCCUGUAGUCUCUCUGUGUCCUGUAGUCUCUUUCUGUGUAUCCUGUAGUCUCUCUCUCUCUCUCUCCCUGUGUCCUGUAGUAUCUCUCUCUCUGUGUCCCGUAGUCUCUCUCUCUCUGUCCUGUAGUCUCUCUCUCUCUGUCCUGUAGUCUCU
Molecule: messenger RNA, 2759 nt
Organism: Conger conger (European conger)
Lineage: Eukaryota; Metazoa; Chordata; Actinopteri; Anguilliformes; Congridae
Product: ubiquitin carboxyl-terminal hydrolase CYLD-like
Exons: 5
Coding region: 12-1604 (530 amino acids)
Source: RefSeq, a predicted model, not a curated record